Molecule: messenger RNA, 3916 nt
Organism: Spizellomyces punctatus DAOM BR117
Lineage: Eukaryota; Fungi; Chytridiomycota; Chytridiomycetes; Spizellomycetales; Spizellomycetaceae
Exons: 21
Coding region: 1167-3797 (876 amino acids)
Biological process (GO): chloride transport; transmembrane transport
Cellular component (GO): early endosome; Golgi apparatus; membrane
Molecular function (GO): voltage-gated chloride channel activity
Source: RefSeq, a predicted model, not a curated record
UUAGGCCGUGCAUGCGAACCGUAGAAUGGGAUAUCUCCAGACUGUGCGAAAGUACAGUAUCUAUCGUCAGAAAUCCAAUCAUCAGUCAUACUCUAACUCAGCAUCCAAAAGCUGCGGAUGUAGCUAUGGGUAUUGAUGUAUUUCUGUAGGAGCCUGCAUGUCCGUCGGCAGCCCGGCAACCGCUCAUCGAUUUCGGGGAUAAUUUGGUUUGCAUUUUUGUGUUGUGUUGUGUUUCCUUUCGGGUCGGUCAUGUCGCGGAUUUGUUGAAAGGUUCUAUCAAGAUUUGUCGCAAUGUAGAGUCGGGUGCUAGGCAAUAUCCUCAACUUGAGGAAGAGGUUUACAAGGGAGUUGUUUUGUCGCUAGGUUCUUGGGUUGGGCAUAUGCUUGCGCAUGCAUUUACCCUCUCAUGGAUGCAAGUGUUGAGGAUUUGGAGUAUUCAGGCGAGUUAGAGAACACUGACAGUCUUGGCAGAAUAUUUCAACUUGGGCGGAUCCAUUGACCAAGCUGUUACCAUAUUCGCGCAUUCCUAACCAACACGGCAGCGUAAAUGGACCUGUAAUUCUGUCAUUGCUUGGUACAAUUCUGUGUCUCCUCGUCUGGCUUACUGAGUUUUGCAAUAUCUCGCCCUCUGACGAAGGCAAUUUGAAACGAAACCGCUCCCACUCUUGCUGAUUCCGGCUCAUGCUUCCUUUAAUCAAUGACAUGAUUCAACACACAAAAUAUACAAAGAGAGAAAAGAUGAGAGCAUCCGUAUGGAGAGCGAUCAACGGAGCUAGUGAAGCCACAUCAAGGAACUGCAUCAAGAGCUUUAAAACAGUCCGACGCGCAAAUACGACCCAGAAUUGGAAUGUGGUUCGAGUGUCGUAGCGUCAUCAUCGAACUAUGCAUGCCUGCCACCCCCAACCUGCACCGAUCUCUCAUUGGCUUUGGAUACAGUGACAUCUUCGUGGCUCUGAUAUGCUCCUACCAUCACUUUAGCGUUCUGGUAGGAGCUGAGCGCGCAAGGUUUGGUUUUAGAGUUUGGCCGGUGGGCCACAACACGAAAGCAAGCGACAUCCAAAAAAAUAAACGAAAAUAGACGCAACGAGAACGUAUACCCUAACGGACGCUCGACCUUUUAACCUCACAUCUAUUGCUACGGGGUUGCAUAGUGAAUUAGUCUGCUCAUGACAGCUUACCGAACGCGAUCGGUUUCUCCCUCUGCGGCAUCAACUGCACCACUCCUUCAACGGUCGAGCAUUGAUACAGCGGCAGAAUCAUUGACGGACUUGGAAGGCGAUGAGGCUGAUAUGCAGGCUGCAGCAGCGGCAGCUGGAAUACGGCUGAGUGGGCGACCCGACGCUGCGAGAUUGUUGAAUAAUGUGGAGGAAGGUGUGGGAUCCGAUCCAGCGUCAUUUUCUUCAUUUAAGCGCAAAACAAGUUCUCGACGCACGUCUGGGAUGGGGACACCAACUGGGAGUAGCAGCAGCAGCGCACAGCGGUUCUUGGGUGGACUAGCCGCAUCAUGGAGGUCAUCCAGUUCCAGAUCUUCUCAUACAAGAGAUGGGUCAAGUUUUAUGCCCACUUCUCCGGGUGUUUAUCAUGGGCCUUCGAAUGCGAAUAAAAUUGAUGAAUAUGAUCCAAGUUCUCUUGAAUGGGCGAUGGAAGGGACAGGGCGUAGAGUUGUGUAUGAUGAUUUUACGACUAUCGACUGGAUUCACGAUUUCUCCAAAGAGCGCGUCCGAAUACGUAAUCUUCAGAACCUCAGAGGCGUACGGGGAACUCUGCGAAAAGCUUACGAUGCAUGCCAAGCAUGGAUUCUAGUAUUCAUAGUUGGUGCGAUUACAGGAUGGCUGGCAGCGUACAUUGAUGUAGCGUCGGAAUGGGCAAGCGAUCUGAAAGAAGGGUAUUGUAAAGAGGGGUUCUACCUGAACAGAAAAUUCUGUUGUUGGCAUGUGGAAGCCAAUGAGGAAUGUACAGAGUGGGCAACGUGGAGUAUGACUUUUAAUGCGCAAUCCGGCGCAGCAAUGUGGGGCGCGGAAUAUUUCAUGUUCACUGUAUUCGGAACGGCAUUUGCUCUCGCAAGUGCUGUACUAGUCAAAGUUUACGCUCCGUAUGCGGCUGGGUCGGGUAUCCCAGAAGUCAAGACCAUCCUAGGCGGCUUUGUCAUUCGAAAGUUUCUUGGAGGCUGGACGUUACUGAUUAAAUGCAUUGGUCUUUGUCUAUCGGUAGCAUCAGGGUUAUCGUUGGGCAAAGAAGGUCCACUCGUCCACGUGGCAUGCUGUGUAGGAAAUAUUUUCCCGAGGAUUUUUGACAAGUAUGCAAAGAAUGAAGCCAAGAAGAGGGAGAUAUUGAGUGCUUCCAGUGCAGCUGGCGUGUCAGUUGCUUUCGGCGCCCCGAUUGGUGGUGUGCUGUUUUCCUUGGAGGAAGUUUCCUACUACUUCCCAUAUAAAACCAUGUGGAGAUCAUUUUUCUGUGCCAUGGUUGCGGCGAUCUCAUUGCAAUUAGUGAACCCGUUUCGGACGGGCAAGUUGGUGUUGUUUGCGGUGGAAUAUAAAAGAGCGUGGCACGGGUUCGAGCUUCCGUUUUUUGUCUUGCUGGGUAUUCUUGGGGGAUUGUAUGGGUCAUUUUUUAUUCGAAUGAACAUUCGGGUAGCUGCCUACCGUAAAUCAUCGUGGUUACGACAUUGGGUGAUUGCCGAGGUCGGAGUGGUGGCCAUCCUUACCGCGCUCUUGAGUUUUGCGCAUCCUUUUUUGAGGGUUAGCACUGUGGAGCUCGUUGCAAACUUGUUUAAAGAGUGUAUUGACAAUGAAACAGAUUUUUACGGGCUGUGCAGUGACCACGAGAAUGCUUUGGCAUCCGUGGUGAAAUACCUGUUCCUAGCGGCGGGAAUCAAAAUCUUUUUCACAAUCUUUACGUUUGGGAUACGUGUUCCAGCCGGGAUUUUCAUUCCGUCCAUGGCUGUGGGAGCCUGUGUGGGGCGGGCCCUGGGUAUCGGGAUGCAGCUUUGGCAGAUGGCGUAUCCCAACAUGUGGAUGUUCAGUUCGUGUAAACCGCAUGAGCAGUGCGUGACACCUGGGACCUACGCAAUGGUGGGAGCAGCCGCGGCGUUGGGAGGCGUGACGCGCAUGACAGUGUCCUUGACUGUCAUCAUGUUUGAGCUGACUGGGGCCUUGACAUACAUCCUCCCAAUCAUGUUAACCGUCAUGGUCUCCAAAUGGGUCGGAGACGCCCUAGGCAAAGCAUCCAUCUACGACGCACUCAUCGAAUUAAACGGCUACCCCUUCCUAGACGCCAAAGAAGAGUACACAUACAGCACCACAGUGGGAUCCGUCAUGACCCGCGUCGAGGAUCUUGAAGUCAUUUGUGGGAGUGGGUGUACGUUGGAGGCUUUGAGUGAGUUGGUACAGACGACGGGGUUUAAGGGGUACCCGGUUGUAGCGGGGUUGGAUGGGAUGGUUUUGGUUGGGUAUGCUGGGAGUGCCGAGUUGAGGUAUGCCAUUGAUCAAGCCCAUCAAAACAGGUGUCCACCGACAACACUCUGCAUCUUUACAGACCUCCAACAAGACACCGAAGACCCCUUUCUAGAUUUCCGCCCCUGGACAGACCAAACCCCCAUGACCAUCUCCCCCAAAUUCCCCAUGGAACUCGUCAUGGAAUUAUUCAAGAAAAUGGGGUUACGCUAUGUGCUUGUUGUGCAGGAUGGCCGACUCGUUGGGAUUGUGACUAAAAAGGAUUUGUUGAGGCAUGUGAGUUGGAAACGGGGUGAUGAGAAUGAGGAUGUUGGGGGUGUGGGGUGGAAUCGGGUCGUUGGGUAAAAGCCAUUACUUUUUUUUGUAUCUAGUCUUUCUUUUUUUUUUUUUUUAAUGGAUUUGAUAGUAACGAAAUAAAAGAAACACAGAAUAUCAAUAUGAAAAUCACUUGGAUAUCAUUUUGC